CGCACGCGCGCUGUGGGGCCGUCGGUUGGCGGGGCGAGGGGGCCCGGGGCGGCCUGAGGCGCCUCCAUGGAGCCCGCCUCCCCCAGGGAGGCCGCCAAGAACCGCUUCCGACACCUGCUGAAGACCCCUCUGAUGCAGAUGACCAAGGGGACCGUGGCCGUCCAUGCGGCGGGGGGGGCGGCGGCGGCGGAGGCGGCGGCGGCCGGGCCCAGCAAGGGACCGGGGACUUCCCCGUCCCCCGCCCCCGCCAAGGAGAAGCUGAGUCCGGGGCAAAAGCUGCUUAAGAUGCUGAAAUUUACUCUUAAAGGACCCCCGAAUAAAGAAGUGAAAGUAACCCCCGACGUGCCAGAUUUGGUGCCCUUUGGAGACGUGGUUGGCUGCCUCGCUGUUCAUAUUAAGCAGUGCAAAGAAUUUACAUCCAAAUUCCACAAGCACAGACGCUCGAAACUGGUGAUCCGCAUAGUCGUUAACAGAAUAGUCAAAUUCACAAAGCCCCGCCAUCUCCGAACGAAGACCAACAAGAAGAUCCCGGAGGUGAAGUUUGAUGAAGUCAGGUAUUUCUCGGUUCAGGUCCCCCGACGGCGAGAAGACGAGCGCAAUAAUAUAUCCGUGGAGCUGGUGGAAAUUGAAAGUUCCGGAAACCUCCGACUGCUGGGAUGUUUUAACAUUCACCUUUACGAAAUCAUCUGGAAAGGCAGCUUCACUGAAGAAUUUGAAAUGAAAGUGAAAAAUCUGGUUUUCUGCAAGGUGGAGAUGGCGUUUAUGUUCUGCUAUGGAAACUUUGGCUACGGCUUUUCCCACCAGUUGAAACCGUUUCCGAAACUAACCGAGCCGUCCAUGUUUAUCCGGGUUCCGCCGCCCCUGGAGAGAGCGGACCCCCUCAUGAACGUUAUCAUGCCCCAGCCGAUAGAAUACCCAGCAUUUCUAUCUUCAGAUUUGAAGGUGACCAUCGGGACCCUUGACAAAGAGAACCAAAUCUCGACCAAGUGUGUGCAGCUUGAAAAACUUCAGCAACAACCCCGAGACAGGCUGGACAAAAUGAAAAGUGAAUAUCGCAGUUUGAAGACCUGGGAAGAGAAAGCAAAUUACCUAGAUAGAAUUCUCAUUAUGAAAGCAGGACCACUUUCACAAAAAAUAAGUAAGGAGUGUCGCUUCCCGGGCAUAGUGGAAAGCAUCAGGUACCUUCCGACUUUUGAAGCGGCGAGCAUCUCUUCGAUGUCCUCAGAAGCCAGUGAAAUAGAGGAGGAUCUCACUUUUCUGACCGAGGAGAAAGGGGCUCCUUCUGAGAGUCAGUCGCCUCUGGGGGAACAGAGCCAGGAACCGGACACCUCAGGCCCCACUUCUCAAGAAAAACUUCACCCCAGAGAACCAGUCUCGGCGGUCGCCUCCCGUUCUUCCUUAACCGCCGGUUCUUCGUCUUCAAAAAAACUGGCGGAGAAAGAUCGGUCCCGCGGAUCUUCCGAAAAGACAAAAGUGAAAGUCAGACCCAGGACCGCGGAUGAUCAGAGCAGUGGCGCAGAUCGAUCCAGUCGUUCUCUGGAGUCGGAGACCAAGAUGACGGGCAGCUUGACGAGCCGAGAUACGGACGGUGCCGCAGAACAAAAAAUCGCGGCCUCAGAGGAACCCCUGGUCAGUUGGGACUAUUUUGAGUCCUUUCAGCAGAACCUGAAAGAAAUACUAGUGGGGGAGAGGAGAGGCACGGAAAAGCAAGAUGGACCCGUCCAUGCCCGUUUGAGGAAAAGUACUCUGACCGCGGAAGCGAUGGAGCACGAGGACCAAGACCCCCCCGGCCCGCCGGACCCCUCCGGGACGGCGACGGAAACCCCGGAGACGUCUCGCUGGGAGCGCGUCCCCGCCCCUUCCCAGGAAGAGCCUCCGGACCCCGGGACGGACUCAUCGGGGGAAGCCCCGAUCGGCGAGGAGGAAUCCGCCUCCGACGUUUCCGCCUCGGGUGUCGGAGCGGAAUCGCCCCUCGUGAUGGAUACGACUCUGAGCGCGGAAGAGCCGGGUUCUUCAGAGGGCAGCCUGUGGCGAGCCCAAGUGAUGUUAUGUCCGGAUUCUUACUUAAAUAAUCUUCAAGGCCAGCUUCUGGAGAGGCUUCAGGAUCUAUUUAUCAUGAAAUCGUUUUUAAAUAAAAGUCUCCAGGGCCUUCUGGUGGCUGUGUUUUCGCCGACGGCGGGAAAGCCGGAGGAAGGAGAUCAUUUCCCCGGCGUGCUAGAGAAACCCCCGGAUGGUUGGGGAAUCAAGCUGGUCGAGGAAAGUCAAGAUCGCCGCGGAGGCCGGUUUUCGGGGACGGACGUUCCGAGGCUGACCCUCGGAGACGUUCCCCGAGAGGCCCCCUUAGAAAGCGGGCUGACCGAAGCCGGGGAGGCAGAGAAGGAAGAGGCCGGCUCCUCCUCCCCGCACCCCGAAGAACGGCAGCCCGGGGAAGACAGGCCCAUUCCGAGAAAGAGCAGCUCCAAAAAGAAACAUUUAGAAAGCCCGGCCGUCGACCCGGAGCCCCUCCCCAGCCCGGACCCCCGAGGCCGACUCACGGAGUCGCCAACCGGGACGGGCUCGGUCAGCGAGACGGACCCGGAAGGGAAAAGCGCGACCUCGUCGGAGCCGGGAUCCGGAACGCAGACGCCGGGGAAGCGGCGGCGUCCGGACAUCCCGGAGAAGGUGCGGGAGCCCCGGGAGGGAGGCCGUCCAGAAACAGACGAGGCGGGCCCAGCCGUUCUAAACCAGAUGCUGCAGGAGCUGCCCAUAGAGGUCCUCUUAGAAACCGGCCUGAUAAAAGUCGUGGAGUUGGACCAGAGAGAACCUCCAGGUGAAGAAGCUCCCGGUUCGGUUCCGGAGAAGAGCCUCCCCGAGAACAGAUCCGAUUAUUCCUUCGAGAACCCUUCCGAGGUGACAAGAGCCCGAGUAGAAUUUCCGCUGGACGAGGAGCCCCUCCCUGAGCCGAGCCCCAUUUUCGAACGAGAAGACGCGGGCCGAGACCCCGACAGAGCCCGCGAUGGGUCGCCGGCGGAGGGGGAGGCCGACCCGCCUCAGAAGGAGCAAGGGGCCUGCAGAGAGGCGAUUUCAGAAGGACAGGAUCUCGGGUCCUCUAUCACUGACUUGUCCAACAACCUCACGGCGAACCUUUCUGACCCUGACGGGAAAAGUUUAACAUCCCUUCUAGGCCAGAUCCUUCAGAGCUGUGUCACCGAGGCUCUUUUGGGGCCAGAGCAAAAAGCCGAGGCCCGGGAGCCCCCCGGUUUUCCCCUGCCAGGCGAUCGAGGAAGCCUCGAGUCGGGUGGGCCGGAAAAUAAAAGAGGCCAGCCGAGGAAGACCGUUAGGACCAGAGACGGAUUAGGCCCGAGGCCCGCCCUAAGCGAGAGCCUGCCGGAGCCACUCGGGAGACCCCCGCCAUCCGAAGAGGGAAGACGGGAGUCUGAAACGAGCAAGCACCCGCGGGACCGUCUCGCCGGAAGACCGACAGAGCCGGGAGAGACCGCCGACGCGGAUGCGGAGAAGGCUUUCCGGGCCCACCCUCCGGUGAACGCGAAAACCAGGCCCCCCGGAUCUCUCGAGACGGAUGUCCCCCUUCGAGGGCCGGUUCAUUUCACGGAGCCAUUUGCAGAAAUAGAAAAGGAAAUCCAGUCCUUUUUAAACGAGGCCCAUCGUCCCCUCGCGGACAGACGUUUGGCAUCGGACCUGAGGUACUUGAAGUCUUUCUUAGGGGAGAUUCUCGAGUGUCACCUGCACGAGAAGCUCUUCGGAACCGGGACGACCGCCAAGAGGGAGCCAGAGGAGCUGCUCCAAAAUCCGUCGUCGUCGAGAGGGAAGGGCGGCCUGGCAGGUGCCCUUCUCGGAGGUCGACGAAGCCCCCCCGGCGGCAGUUGGGCGGAGACCGACCGCGGAGGCCCGAAACCCGCGUUAAGCCGAAGCCUGCAAGAUCUCCUUUCCGUUCUCUCCGAGAAGGAAAUCCUAAAGCUGAAAUCCGGUUUGAGCAAAUACCUCCAAGAUCUCUUUCUGGAAAGACUGUCCCGGUCGGGGCUCCUCACCGAGACGGAACUGGGGAAGAUCCGUCGUAACCUCUCUCGGAUGAACCCCGGGGGCCCGGCCCCGAAGUCGUCGGAUCUCGCCCCUCUGCCGGCCAGGGGGCCCCCCAGAAGGGAGAGCAGAAACGCCGAAAGCCCGAAAAAGCCCCCGCGGGACCCGCCCCUGGAGAAGCCCUCGUCGACCGGGCUCGUCAGAGAGACGGAGAGGGAAGGGCAGCCUUUCUCGUGGCGCCACCCGAGAGGGAAGUCGCCGGGCCCGAGGGAGGAGAAGCGGGGCCCGCCUCCCCGGGAGGGCGCUUCCAGACCGAGCCUGACCGCGGCAGGACCCGUUGCGAGGAGAGGGGCGCCGGAGCCUCCGGCCGGGACCCCCGCGGAACCGCUGGCGGGCGCGGCGGUGCCGCCGCGCCGAGAACGCCGAGAGCGAGGCCGGGUCCAGCUGCGGCGGGAAGCCGGGCCCGCCCCUCCGCUCUGGGCUCGCCAGGCAGAGGGAGCCCCCUCGGGGAGAUCCCUCGAAAUCAAGUCCCUCAGUCAGGAGCGGCUCCAUCUCUACAACGUGACGGUGAGGGCGGGCGCCGAGGGGGUCCCCCCGCCCGCCCUCGGGGCCCCUGACCCCGGCGUCCGGGCGGCCCUGCGGGAGUGCCUGCCCCGACUGGCGCCGUCCUGGAUGAACGUCAACAUCUUCGCCAGUCUGAGUUCCAGGGGCGUUCCCCACGGACCGCACCAGCUGUGGGGGGGGAGAGGGAGAGAAAAGAAGAGAGCCCAGGGCCCGGGCGCCCAACCCGGCCCGGGCCCCAACCCGGCCGCCCCGAGGAAGACGGUGCCGUCCGCGCAGUACCGGAAGGAGAUCCGGCCGGUCGCCAUCAGGCUCAGGGAGACCUGCCGGGAGAGAGGCGGCGGCGGCGCCGUCCGGAUGGCUUCCGGACCCGGCCUCCGAGACGCCGAGGGGGUCGAGUGGGUCACCUUCCCAGAUGUGCUCAGGGGGGAGGCCCCCAGACCCAGAGUUCCCGGGGAGAGAAAGUGGGAAGGGAAGGACGUAGGGAAUGGCAGGGCCGGGGCGCCGGGGUCCCUCCCCGCCCCUAAGCCCCCGGGCCCGACCCCCGCGAAAGCGCCCCGAGGAAAAACCGACUCCAAGACGCUGCCGCGGGUCUGGAGCGCGCGGAGGAACCCGCCCGUGGUUUGUUGUGCCCCCGUUAGAAAGGACGACGCGGAUAGGGCCACGGUCCACCAUCUCGAAAGGGCCAAAAGAAGAGCAAAACUUGAUUUGGGAAAGUUCCCAGAGGACGCGCCCGACGGCCUCCCCGGCCCGGCGAGACCCAACGCCGCUUCCGACCCCACCCGGCCGAAGAGGGAGCCGGGCUCGGGGAAGGCCCCGGCCCCCGGCGCCCCGCCUCCGGGAACGCCGGCUGGCCCGGCGAGCCCGACCGCCGUCUCGGGCGCCGACGGUCCGGAUGACCGGAGAGGACGGUUAGAACGGAACCUGGAGAAGUGCUCCGUGGUCUGUGAGAUCCUUCACCUGUUGAAUGAAAAUCUCAAGUCCAAAGACUAGGGGCGUCGAGACGGCUCGCGUGCGCGUCUCCCCGCCGCGACGCUGGCGGGCCCUCUUCCCCGCCCACCGGCCACGAGGUGUCGUCUCGUCACCCCCCCCGUACCGCUUUUGUCGGAAUGGAAAAAUAAAGGCGUCCCGGCACGCGGCCGUUUGAA
Molecule: messenger RNA, 5726 nt
Organism: Ornithorhynchus anatinus (platypus)
Lineage: Eukaryota; Metazoa; Chordata; Mammalia; Monotremata; Ornithorhynchidae
Gene: CATSPERT
Product: C2 calcium dependent domain containing 6
Exons: 15
Coding region: 67-5571 (1834 amino acids)
Source: RefSeq, a predicted model, not a curated record